This is a messenger RNA of Neoarthrinium moseri, 951 nucleotides long. RefSeq lists its product as uncharacterized. The record is from RefSeq and is a predicted model, not a curated record. NCBI's taxonomy places the organism in Eukaryota, Fungi, Ascomycota, Sordariomycetes, Amphisphaeriales, Apiosporaceae. The transcript has a single exon. Bases 1 to 951 code for a protein of 316 amino acids.
AUGUCUUUCAACGACAUAAUACCUCACUCGGCCAAUGCCGAUCUGUUGGUAGAGUUGCAAACUGACUUGCUUCGUCAGCCUAAGGAGCAGUCCCGGAAUUCGGUCUCAGUCACAAAUGCACCACCCUUAAAUCCAAGCACCAAGAUAUCUGUACCAAACGGACCAACACCAUAUACUCCCACGAUACACCCAACGGAGGACGCAAGAAGCACUACUAAUAACCCUAGCCAUGGGGCUGAGGCGACGCUUGUCCACGAUGUUGAAACCCCCCCUCAAAACCUAUGGCGGGGGAAUCUGGUGGCUCACCCAAGUCUCUGGGCUGUGUGGGUUAGUCCGAUUGUUCUUCACAACAGCCCUACGGCCCUGGAUCUAGCUAACAACAAUCAGAACUCAAUACGACCUCUUGAUAUCUCGACUACAACCACUAUCAACCCUGGAUACCAGGCCUGCUCGAUCAGAUACCAACCGAUCGCUCCACAAAACUGGCUAGCAACCUCGUACCUCAUGAGGCCGUGGUAUGGGAUUGAGCACCCUGCCAACUUGGACAGGGAAGUGGCCAGCCAGAAAGCCGAGCUAACCUACGAGAUCCUGAGAUUCCAUCUGCCGAAACUGCGUGCCAUGGAAAAUGUGGGAGAGGCAAAAACCAGCGCCUUUUGCGCUUGGGCGGCCGGAAGAGCGGUGCGGCCGGACCAUGUACCCCGACGGUGGCUCCAGGUCGAGAUCCGUAGAAUACUAGACCGAGAGUGGCAGUCCCGGUGGUUUUGUCAGAUAACUGGCAAAGCCCUGGUGUUUGUCAAUGACCUUACAGGCUACCGGCCCAAGAAUCAGGCCCGUGAAUUUACGUCGUGGAUGAAGGGUCGCAGAAUGCAAAUACAGCAAGUCAGGGACGAGGAACAGGCGAGGAAGCGACAGGAAGUCCAGGCAAGCCAGCAAGCGUCUGUGAAAGACUAA